Messenger RNA from Candidula unifasciata, 172 nucleotides. NCBI's taxonomy places the organism in Eukaryota, Metazoa, Mollusca, Gastropoda, Stylommatophora, Geomitridae. The record is from the annotation of a GenBank genome assembly.
AGUGGAUUUUUACAACUGGGUGAUGUGGAAUACCUGAUCGAGCCCAUCAGGGGACACAACCAAUCGAAAGACGGUGGACAACCUCAUCUGGUCUACAGACGUUCCGCCCUACACGACAAACAAGAUUUCAAGUCAAGGUCACAGCAAGAAGGACCGACGUGUGGCGUUAAAG